This is a messenger RNA of Mytilus californianus (California mussel), 2297 nucleotides long. RefSeq names its product neuronal acetylcholine receptor subunit alpha-10-like. Gene Ontology annotation, cellular component: synapse; postsynaptic membrane; neuron projection. The record is from RefSeq and is a predicted model, not a curated record. Gene Ontology annotation, biological process: chemical synaptic transmission; regulation of membrane potential; signal transduction. Gene Ontology annotation, molecular function: acetylcholine-gated monoatomic cation-selective channel activity; transmembrane signaling receptor activity. Lineage: Eukaryota; Metazoa; Mollusca; Bivalvia; Mytilida; Mytilidae. The transcript has 6 exons. The coding region runs from base 109 to 1167 and encodes 352 amino acids.
UCUUUAAGCAGUAAAUCAACACUGAUCAACCUAACGACAGCAGUUUUCAAUGACUAUGAUCCAUCAAUUAGACCUUACUGUCAGGGACAUGAACAAGUAAAUGUAACAAUGGACUUGGCUGUACGACAGUUAAUCGAUAUGAAUGAACCUGACCAAAUAAUAAAGCUUAAUCUUUGGAUUCGACUUCGUUGGAUUGAUUGUUUGCUGACAUGGAAUCCCAGCGAUUACGAUAAUAUAACAGAUUUAAUUGUGCCAUUUGACAAGGUUUGGACACCUGACAUAACUAUAUAUGAUAGUGUGUCAGAGGAACUUUACGGAUUGGAAAAAUUCAGAGCAAAUGUAAGUUACGAUGGUGCUAUCAAUUACAACUUUCCUACAGUUAUAGAAAUACAAUGCCAAGUUGAUGUCACAAACUUUCCGUUCGAUAGGCAAAUGUGUCCAUUGCAAUUCGGAUCGUGGAUCUACACUGGAAACUUGUUGGAUAUGAACAUUGAAAACGAUCAUGCCGAUUUAUCCGCACUGAAAGAAAACGUGGAAUGGGAAAUAUCUAAAGUACCUGCAGAAAAACACAUAACGAAAUAUUCAUUAAACCCAGAUCCCUUUGUUGAUCUGACAUACAACCUAUACCUGAAAAGGAAGCCAAGAUAUUAUGAAGCUAACAUUAUAUUGCCAUCAAUAAUCAUUACACUUUUAGCCACCCUUGGGUUUUUACUUCCGGUGGAUUCUGGAGAAAAAGUUUCAUUAGAAGUUACAGUCAUGCUUUCAUUGACAGUUUUCCAGCUAUUGGUUGCUGAUAGACUACCACCAUCUGACGAAGCUCGACCAUUAUUAGGAGAGUUUUUCACAUUCACUCUCAUACUGUGUGGUCUUUCGACCUUUGUCCAAGUGACUGUUAUCAACAUAUAUUAUCGGGGUGACAGAAAAAUGUCUGUCUGGAUGAACAAACUGAUUUUGAAACCGUUGGCAAAAAUAACACUUACAAAAGCAACCCUGCUGAAUCAAAAGGCACAUGACGAUGAUAACACAACAAAUGACGACUCUAUAGAUGAUCUAGAUAACACCACAAAGUGGCAAACCCUAUCAAUCUGUAUCGACAGAGUAGGCUUGAUAUUGUUCAUAGUUAUACUAACCAUUGGAUGCAUUGUUAUUUUUACUCAUUUUACAUAAACUUAAGAUUGAAUUGCAUUUUUUGUUUCACAUUUCUAAUUUUCAAAAUAAUUAAUGUAUCUUAAACUUAUUCGUAUCUUUUUUUCUUUUCUUAUUGCAGUUAUUUUAGACGUUCUUAAAAGAUGCCAUUAUGUUUCACUUCAAAAUAUAAUAUUAACCCAUAUCUGUUUAAUUGUAGAAAUGAUUCUUAAAUGUAAUUCACUAAUUUUCAUUGUGUGAGUGUGCCAUUGUAUUUUUUUUUUGUAUUCUUGUCUUUCAUUUUUCCUUACUAGUAUGUGCUUUGUCUAUAAAGUGUCUAUAUGCCAUUUUUAUCUUUAUUGACAAAGUUAAAAUUGAGAAUGGAAACGGGGAAUGUGUCAAAGUGACAACAACCCGACCAAAGAGCAGAAAACAGCCCAAGGCCACAGAUGGUUAUACACAGCGUCAAAAUCCCGCACCUGGAGGCGGGCUUAAGCUAGCCUCUAAACAAAAAUGCGUACUAGUUCAGCGAAAAUGGACGUCACACUAAAUUCCGAAACAUAUAAAUGAACCAAAAUUCAAACAAAUAUCAAGACUAACAAAAGCAAGACGCUCCUGACUUUUCUAUCAAAAUUUCACACUCUGUCAAUCUUAUUGAAAAGAUAUUUACGUGUGUCGCUUGUUUUUUAUAAACGUCACCACGCGUUAAAAGUCCGGAAUGCGUACGAACAUAAACAAGUUCCCCUGCGUUGACGAAUAUAACGAUGAUUUCUGUCGAAAAAUCAUGAUUGCAGGGUCCCUCUGAAUCGGCAAUUAUGACGCCUUUCACUUCUGUAUUUUUGAUUAUUUCUAAAGCUCUAUAAGCAUGACAGAAGACGUGAACCGAAAACGUGAAAGUAUAGUACCCAUCUUUUGGAACUGUAAAAACUCCUGAAAUGGGAUUAUUUCCUACAGUGUUUGUUUGUUUGUUUUUCUUUUAUUCAACAACAGUAUUGCACACGCUGUUAACAAUUACUCCACUGACACAGCUAUCUCAGUGAAGGUCCCUGUUUCAUUAGUACCAGAAUCUUCAGGUAGAUAAACUGCAUAUUGUUAGUCUUUUACAAAAAAUAUUAAUAUAACAUCAAUAGAUAAAUAAUGCUAUUAUAUUAUAAUAAAGUAUUUAUAUCAUC